CUCCAGGCCGGAAGCGGCGGUAUCGAGUUCAUGUAGCGGUAAAUAAAUGGAGAAAGGCAGAGGGCGAAGAAGGAAACAUGCUCAAUGGAAAUCUCCAGAAUGGAUUCUAUUUGAUAUUUGAGAGUCUGUUGUGUUAGCAGGUGAAAACCUGUCAUUAAAGUGACCCAGCAUCCUAUAAAACGCUAUAUCUUUCUAUCCAGAGCACUUUACACCUCGGACAGGACGACGGCUCGGUUGAUGGCGGAACCGUUGUUUUCCUCCUCCACAGAUUUUCCCAUCAUGUCUCUGUCGGUGAUAAUAAAGUGGGGAGGACAGGAAUACUCCGUCGGCGCUUUGUCCGAAGACGACACCGUGCUGGACCUGAAACAGUCCAUUAAAUCUCUGACUGGAGUCCUGCCUGAACGCCAGAAACUGCUGGGCUUGAAGAUCAGAGGGAAACCAGCUGACGAUGGCACGAAGCUCGGCCUGCUGAAGCUUAAACCCAACACCAAGAUCAUGAUGAUGGGCAGCAGAGAAGAAAGUCUGGAAGACAUCCUGGCUCCUCCUCCUGACAGUGAUGAUGUCAUCAACGACUUUGACAUCGAAGAGGAAGUGAUCGAGGUGGAAAACAGAGAGGAGAACCUGGCCAAGAUCACACGUCGCGUCAAAGACUACAAAGUGGAGGAGUUAAACCCACCUAGAGAGGGGAAGAGGUUACUCGUGUUGGACGUCGAUUAUACGCUGUUUGAUCACAAGUCGUGUGCAGAGACGGGGCACGAGCUCAUGAGGCCGUUCCUGCACGAGUUCCUCACGUCUGCGUACGAAGACUACGACAUCGUCAUCUGGUCUGCAACAAGCAUGAAGUGGAUCGAUGCCAAAAUGAAAGAGCUGGGUGUUUCAGAUAAUCCUAACUACAAGAUCACCUUCAUGCUGGACAGCGGAGCCAUGAUCACAGUUCACACACCUAAGAGAGGCGUCGUGGAGGUGAAGCCGCUCGGAGUGAUCUGGGGGAAGUACGGCGAGUUUUACAACAGAAAGAACACCAUCAUGUUCGACGACAUCGGCAGGAACUUUCUCAUGAACCCACAAAAUGGACUGAAGAUUAGACCUUUUAUGAAGGCUCACUUAAACCGAGAGAAAGACAAGGAGCUUCUGAAACUGUCCCACUACCUGAAGGAGAUCGCCAAGCUGGAAGACUUUUCAGGUCUCAACCACAAACACUGGGAAAGGUACCUCUCAAAGAAGCAGAGCCAAUGAAGCAGCUAGAGCAUUUAUCCUCAAGAAGAAGUGAUGCUCUCUCAUUCUCUCUCUCUCUCUCUCUCCACACACACACACACACACACACACACACACUCUGCCUCAGAAAGGGAAACACUCACCUGUACAGUUCCUCUGUGUGCUGAAUAAAUAAGCAGCGACUGUAGCGUGAGACGCCGGUCUUCCCUUCUUCAUCCUCUCUCCAUGUUGGUGGAACAUCACAUCACUCUGAGGCUCUGAGCAGAACGUUUCUGAGACAAGGGAACAUUUCUAAUAAACACCAUAAUGUUCAAUUAA
Tachysurus vachellii is the source of this 1533-nucleotide messenger RNA. It is a transcript of the gene ublcp1, whose product is annotated as ubiquitin-like domain containing CTD phosphatase 1. Gene Ontology annotation, biological process: protein dephosphorylation. Bases 238 to 1236 code for a protein of 332 amino acids. Gene Ontology annotation, cellular component: nucleus. The record is from RefSeq and is a predicted model, not a curated record. Gene Ontology annotation, molecular function: protein binding; protein serine/threonine phosphatase activity. The transcript has 12 exons. NCBI's taxonomy places the organism in Eukaryota, Metazoa, Chordata, Actinopteri, Siluriformes, Bagridae.